Molecule: messenger RNA, 12904 nt
Organism: Limulus polyphemus (Atlantic horseshoe crab)
Lineage: Eukaryota; Metazoa; Arthropoda; Merostomata; Xiphosura; Limulidae
Product: UPF0577 protein KIAA1324-like homolog
Exons: 21
Coding region: 179-3277 (1032 amino acids)
Source: RefSeq, a predicted model, not a curated record
CCGUACAGUAGAGGGAAGCGAAAACGCUUUGCUGAAACAUGUUUCAUAACUUAGGUAGCAUAUUGUAAACAUAUCCUUUAAGGCAGUCAGCUGUAAGUUAAUAUAUAAAGGUUUAAAAUAAUUCAAAUUGGAAACAUAUUUGGGUAGUGUAAUAACUGUAUAAAGUGUUUCAUGCACAAUGAACUCUGUUUACAAGUGUCUGUUUUCUGGUCGCGCUCUUGCAUCGUUUGUGCUCAGUUGUACUGGUGGCUUUUUUGGCAGUAUGCUAACAACGUUUGGCGUAGUAUGGCUUGUUUGUUUAUCCCCAGAAUAUUGCAGUGGAGAUCAACUUCCUUCUUGCCUCCCAAAAGAUUACCACUUUGAGUUCACAGAAUGUGACAGUUACGGGGGUCGAUGGAGAGUGUCAGUGCCUAUACCUAACAGAUGUGUGAGUGGAGCACCCAACCCACCCACUAGGGUGGAUGACUGCAGGACAUCCUGUGAAGCAGGAACUUACUACAACCGAACUGGUCUAGACUGCUUGCCCUGCCCCCCAGGAACUUAUUCACUUGGUGGAGGUGUCAAGUUUGAUGCAUGGGAUGAACUCCCUCAAGGCUUUCAUGUAACAGUAGAGACAUUUGAAAGUAAUUUUCGUUCAUUUAAGCAAAAUAUGGAAGGUUCUCACAUCAACUGUUCAGAAUAUGCCUGGGUACCUAUGGGUGCUUACAUUGCAUCUCAUGGAGGGCCAUGUGUCACAUCUCUAACUUAUUCUGUCAAACUUGUGAAACCGGGUAUUCUCUCAUACUCAUAUGAAUAUGUUGAUGAUAGCAUUAUUUUUAACUUUGAGGCUCAGAAUGAACAAUGUCAGUCUAUUGAUGAAGUGGAAAAGUACAAGUGGCCCUCAACAUCUGGGGAAGGACAGUGGAAAACUGUGACAAUGGAAUUGAAAGCUGGUCUGAAUGUUCUUUAUUGGAAGACUAUUGGAAUGGGGAUGUUGAACAGAGAUGGUAGGAAACCUAGGCCUUUGAGGAUAAAAUCCAUCACCAUUACAGGAGUAGCUUAUACCUCAGAGUGUACCCCUUGUGAGGCUGGAACCUAUAGCAGCCAGGGCUCAAAACUCUGUACUCCAUGUAAAGAAAACACUUACUCAGAACGUGGGGCUGCUGCAUGUUUAUCAUGUAACACUGUUAUUCAGUAUGCUCCCAAAGGCUCAGCUAAAUGUGUGGAUCGACCUCCUUGUACAAAUUAUGAUUAUUAUGAACUGAAAACUCCUUGUGAUGACAAUAAACAAACUGAAAUACAUUUUGAGUGGAUCAAACCCAAGAUAUGUCGAGAUGAACUACAGGGUUCUGCCAAGCUUCCAGUGUCAGGCACAAAAAUAGACUGUCCACCAUGUAAUCCUGGCAUGGAAUAUUCCAACAAGUCGAUGUGUGCUUUUUGCCCAGAAAACCACUAUUCUGAUGGCUAUUCAGCUUGUCAACGUUGCCCAGCAUCUACAGCACCUAAUUAUGGAAUUUUUUUCAAAUGGUGGCAUGAAUUUCCUCCAGGUAUAUCAGCCCGAUGCUUGACUUUGGAAGAUGGAGGAUGCCAGACUAAGGCAGCAUGGCAACCAGAAGGAAACUUUAUACGUAGUGGAUUUGGACAUAGGGAGGAUGCUUAUCUUAUUCUUUCUCUAGAAGUCUUAGGCUUUAGAACUAAAGAACGGCUAGCAAAUGGUCAAGCUGCAGAAAUUGGAAGAGUCAGUUUUACAUUUGAAGUGGACUGUGAAAAAGAAUGCGAGUUUGUAUUUAUGCAGAGUUCACUGCAGAGAGGUGUGGCAGUUAUUGAAACUUGGUCUGGUCGACAAAAGAAACAACAUUACAGUUACAAAGUGACACAAGAUGGUCCUUACACCUUUAGUUGGGCCUUUCAAAAACUUGGUAGUGACGGAACAUGGAAAAGGUGGUUUAAUACAGCUCUUACAGAGGAAGUGGAUGAUAAGGCCAUAAUCUAUGAAAUAUCAGUCACUAACAGUAAAAAUGGUGGAGCCUCAGAGUGUUUGCCUUGUCCUGAAGCAACUGAAGGAACUGGGUGUAUUCCAUGCCCACCAGGACAUUAUAUCAGUAGUAAGGACACAUUAGAAUGCUCCCAAUGUCCCCCAAAUACUUAUGUAUCAGAACCAUUACCAUAUGGAAUAAAAUCCUGUAAACAUUGUGGUCCUGGACUUCAGUCAGAAAAUUCAGAGAGCUGCUAUAGUGAUUGUCGUAUCUUCCUUGCUGAUGGGCAAGAGUUUGAUUUUUCUGUUUUACCUGUGUUUAAUGAAAUUCGUGGAAGCCCACUAUUCACAGCAAGUGGUACCCAGUACUUUCAUGUAUUCAACAUAAGUCUUUGUGGCCAUGAUGGCAAGCCAAUGGCAGUGUGUAAGAAUAACGUUUCUUAUCAUGAGACUAUUGGAGAGAUACAAAAGGAAGAAGAGAUACAGGCUAUGAUCUGCAGAUCUACAUUAGUGCCGUCAUCAGAAGGAGGAUCAUCAACUCUUGCUACUCAAUCUGUCAGCCUUGGAGAUACUUUAAUUGGAAUAACAACUAGACCAGUCUACAACAACAUCAGCAUAGUCAAGGAGUUUGUAGAAGGUCAAGCCCAUCAAAAUGACAUUCAUUUCUACUAUUCCUCUUCAACCCCUACCCAAGCCUGCAAGUCUGGACGUGCAACCACCAUUACUCUUCACUGUGAUAAGAACCUAGAAGGGAAUGGAACAGUGCUGCUACCUACUUCAUGCCCAGAUGGGACAUGUGAUGGGUGUAACUUUCAUUUCAUGUGGAAGACACAAGUAGCAUGUCGUAUAUGUAUGGAAGAGGAUUAUGAGGUAGUGAAAGGAGAGUGUUUGCAUGGAGUACAAACCCUACACUACAUAUCUCCUCAAGGCUGCAUAUCUCGAAAUGGAGUAGGGACCACUUUGACACGAACACAGCCUUGUUCUGCUAUUCCUAAGGAACUACAGGUUAUUAUUGGUAUAACAAUUGCUCUAGGGAUUUUAUUGUCAACCAUGGUACUCUAUUUCUGGAAGAAGAACAGAAAGCUUGAAUAUAAGUAUAUGAAAUUGGUACAGUCAAGUUCAUCCAAGGAAGGUGAGCUUCCAUCAGCAGAAAGUUGUGCUAUUGAUGAUGAAGAAGAAGAACAGUAUGACAGUGUUGCAUUUACUAAUAAGGGAAAUGGGCUUUUAGGAAAAUUCCGAGCCAUUCGAAUAGGCAACAGUAAGGAUGGAGGUGAUACCCAAUUCGAAACUAUCCGGUUAACACAGAAGGACACUUUGUCAUAAGGGUUGCAUAAGAGGAAGAAUUUCUUUUAUAUACCCACUGUCCACUUUGCUCUUUGGGAAGACAUGACACUGAGUGCCUGUCUUUUCAGCCAUCUUACUGCUUCCUCCUUGAUUAUGGGUAUUUUGUAUGUUUAACCUUGUACAACAGUUGUGUAUUUUGUGACACAGCUUUUAAAUUUUGAGAGUUGAAUGUAUUAGGAAAAGAAACUUUUUGUUGAUAUCUAUAAUCUCACAUUAAAAAUACAAUUAUCUUCUGAUAUUUAUUUAUUACUGAUCACUAUAUUGUGAAUUUACUUAUGUUAUUGAAUGUUUAUAUUUCCAGUAUGUAUGUGUAUUUUUUUUUUCAUGUAUAUUUUUCUCUUUUGAAAAUCUUUUUUUUUUAAAAGAUAUUUUAAGUUUUUAUUUUUACAUUGUCUUAUAAGUCAAGCCUCAUGAUUGAACUGGUCUUGAGUCUGAGUAUUGACACAUUAUAUAUAUACAUUUCAUUUAUCUGUCAGAUAUUUCUUAAUUUAUUUUCAGUAUAAGUUGCACAGUUAGUGUGAGGUAAUAUAUAAAAACUUCAUCUAUAUAUCAGUAAUUCCUGCCUUUUUCUUUCACUAGACGUUUCAAGGUUUAGUAUAAUUAGGUACAUAUAUAUAUAUAUAUAUAUACCAACAAAUUCUGCUUUUUCCCUUCACUUAAAUGUUUUAAUGUUUAGUGUGCUUCAGAGAAUAAAAGUUUGAUUUGUCUUUCAGCAACUCCCUCGAUCAGUAAAAGAUUGAAGGUUUAAUGUGAUUCAAUACUCACAUAAAAUGUAUAUAUAAGAAAUUCCUGCAUCUUUACUUUAUAGAUAUAGUGUUAUAAACCACAAACUUUUGUUUUCUGACAUUCUGUGAGAAGCUAACUAUUAAUUUUACUCAAUCAUUUUUUUUAUUCAGUAACCAAUUUUAAAAACUGAAUAUAUAUAUUAAAAAUCUUAGGAUGACAAAUGAAAUAGUAUGUGUGAUGGUGAAUGAUGAAAUGUCCAUAUUUACCAGUCUUUAUGCAUAUUAACCAGAGUGAUUUGAGAAUGUGCAUAUUCCUCAUUGAAUAAUGAAGUUUUGCAAAUUAACUGGUUGAUGUGCACAUUAUCCAAUGGUAAUUAUGCAUGUUACCUGGCAAAUACAGAAUUGUUUCACAGACUUAAGUUAUGCAUAUUUUCCACUUCUGCACAUUUACCACAACAUUUAUAUUUGUCGUCCUAAAAUAUGUUAAACAUAUUGAAAUUUUAUACAUUAAUGCAUUGAUAAAUUUUAAAGUUAUUAUAAAUGUUAAGGCCACAGUUUUGAAUGCAGUAAUGCUACUAAUGGUAGCUUGAUUCUGAAUUGUAUAAAACAUGACAUUUGGAAUUGUUGUCAUAUUAUAUGUGCAGCCAAUUGUUCAAAACUUGAUCUUUAGAUACACCAUUAAGUAGUUUGUUACCUGCUUGUUUAGGUGAAGAAAUGAUACAUUGUGUAUGAUGUACACCUACAACCAAUAUGUUUGUCUAAUUUUCAUGCCAUUAAAACAUGUUUUGACUUACACUGAUGACCAGGUUUUUAGUAAUCCAUAACUUUAUGACUAUUCUGUAAAAAAAACAUUAAGAACUAGCAACAUGCUCUUACAUUUAAGCUAAGUUUAAAGAAUAACAUAGCAAAGCGAUAGAUGUUGAUGUUUGAGUGUGUUGUUUUUAAAGAAUAUUGCCUUUUUCAUGUUAUAUACUUCUAGUCGUUUAUUCAUGUUCAAAGUUAUGGAGUCUUGUUCCAUUUUUAAAUUACUUGUUCACCUUUUUUGUAUCUGUGUGCAUGUAUUUAAUUUGAUGUGCAAAGUUGAUGAUUUAUACUAAACUACAUUAGUAGACACACCAGAUGAGUAAAGUCUAGUCAAAUUUAAUGUUACACAUUGAUAAUUUAUGUGAUUAGAAACACACUCUACUACUAAGAGACGUUUUGUUUUUUAGCUGAUGUUGCAUUGUUCUAGUCUCUUUUAACUCAUUUUAGCAACAUUAGAGGAAGUGAGAAAACCUUAGCAUGAUAAUCACUCUGAGGAUUUUUGUUGUGUUAUGUGCAAAGGCUUUUGUUUAACCAUGUAAAUUUUGUCUUCUGCAGUGGAAACUUUUUUGUUUAUCUUAAAUAUUGUUGUUUUAUUUUCAGUUAGCUUUGCAGUUUAAAAUAUUUCUUACUUAUUAAACAAAGCAAUUAUUAACGUGUGUAAACAACAAACUACACUGAUUUAAUUCAUCUCAAAAACUCAAUAUUACAGAAUUGGAGGGGCGUGCUUUUGUGUUUGCCAUUUUCCUAACGUUAUGAGCCUAUUUCCAAAAUUUAUCAUUAUUUCAUGUAAUAAAAUCUAUUGAAUUGUUAGUAAAGUAAUUAAUGAUCCCAGCUAAAAAUAAAAGUUCAAUUUUACUUGUCAUAAGUGAAAAGAGAAAGUAUUGAUUUUUAUUUUAAUAUGAGUAAUUUGUUAAUUGGGUGAAAUAUUAAAACAAGUUUGCCCCUGAAGAAGAAAGAUCAAUGGUAUGAAAGCCCUUAGUUUAUAGGGUAUCAUAUUUACCACAUUUUGUAUUUGUGUACAUAUAUAUAGUAAAGACAUCCUAUUUUCUAUAAAGUACCCCAUAAGUACACUUCUGUUACUUGUGUUUCAGAAGUGUAUUUGUUGUAGUUUUUUUUUUAAUUCUCACACUUAAUAAGAAAUUGUGGUUUCUGACAAGAAUGCUUAGUUUAAAAUGAUAGUUUGAUGUCUGUUGUUGUUCUUAUUUAGUUUCCUCACUUUCUCUUAGUGCUAAAUGCACCUUCUUUUAUCAAAUGAAGUAAUAUUUUACAAAAAUAAUUACAAAAUGAAGAUUAAAGAUGAUUCCCUGGGCAGAAACUUGGUGAUCAUCUCAAGGUCAUUAUGCUUGCUGUCAUCUGUUACUGCUACUUCAUGGAAUAUAUACAAAAAUGGAAUAAUGAAAAGUUUAUAUACAUGGGUGUUGUUUGAUACUGGAUUUCAAAGGGUCUCUUAUAUAACUUUUUACUUUGUAACAUGAAAUAUAUCUUCCCACAUUAGAAACCAGAAUUAAUCAACAGUUUUGUACUUUGUAUCUUCUUGGUCAACAGAAAACUAUCUUAAUUGAAUGGACUUUAGUUAGAAAUAAUACAAAAAACAACAACACAGCAUUUGGAACUGAUUUACUUGGAAAUUAAUUUGUAACUAGACCAUUCCUUCAGGAGCCUUAAAGUUUAAUGUAAGUUUAAUAGUUAUGUAUAUUUCUAAUUAAGAUUCGGUUUUAUGUAUCUGUAAUCUGUUUAUAUGAUGUUGCUAUAAAACCUUUACUUGUGCUCAAUAUGACCAAAUGUUAACAUCUCUCUCUCUCCAAAUGCUUCUGUUGGUGUACAAAUAAUGAUGAUAUUUCAAGAAUUAAUGAUUUUAUGAGUUUUUAAAAUAAAAUGUGUUUGAUAUCAUUUCUCAGUAAUCAUCACAUAUACCAUUUUAUGUUAUAUGUUAGAUAUGUAUAUCUAAUAAUAUAUUAACCCAAUAUAAUAUUAAUCAAAUUUAGCAAGUAACUACAAUAGGAAUUUGGUUGAUUGAAAGCUGAACUUGAUGGCCUUGAAACACCCAACCUUUGUAAUUAAACUAAACAUCUCACUGUGACGAGUAAAGGCUAUAUACUAAUAAGUGUUUAGCAUAUUGUAAUUUGAAUCUCUCUUCUUUCCUAUUAGUUAACUUUUGUUUUUGAAUCACUUUUUAAUAAUUAUUUCAGGAAUGGACUAGAAUGGUAUCAUAAAGGAUAGCUCACAAAAAGCUUUCUCGAUUAGUACUGCCUCCAUCAGUGCAAAAUUUUCACUCACCAUUAGCCUUGUAACUCCUACUUUCUGCGUAUCUUCGUGCAAGUGAUCAUGCAGCAACCCUCCAUAAAUAGGAGUGCGACACUACCCCUAUUGUAAUUAGUGCCCUCUCUAAUAAUGCACCUAUUAAUCACUUCUCGAUUGGCAAUCUUACUGUUAAGAUGUGUUUGUUCUUGCUCACGAUUUUCGUUAUAUUUUCAUUUAGUGCAUUGUUUUUCUCAAUACUUUUUGUUUCAUUUUGUUCAGAUUUUUUUAGAUUAUACUUUGUAAGUAUGUACAUGCAGUUUGAAGUAGUUACAACUCCCACUGCUGUUACUGCACCUGCAGAUUUACUGGCCACACCUUCAGAGUCGGUCCCACAGUUAUUGGUCGAUGAUAUGACUACAAUGAUCUAGAGAGAACUGUCUAAUUUCUUAUAACAUUCACAACCACCUGAGGUGUCUGACAGGGAAGAUGAGACUUCAGACAGCAUUUUUUCCACCUCCUGAAUAUGCUUCUCAGUUGCAUGUUGUAUCGGGGGGCUUGCCCAGGCCUCUUCCUCCAUUUGUUGACUUGAUUAAUCAGGUUUGUUUGAUUUUGUUGUUUUCUUCUAUUUCCUAUAAUUCUAUCCCUGCCCUCGUUGGUGAUGAAUCAUUGGGUCAUUAUCUGGUAUUUUCUUCUUCACCAGAUACUGAGGUUCAUGCUAGUUUUUUGGGGAACAGUUGCGAUCAGGGGUCAAUAUGCCUCGUCCCCCUUGCACAUUGGACAAUCAUGCAUUUGCUUUUCAUCAUGCCAACUACCCAUAUUUAGAUUCCAACAAUGUUUGGAAUCUCUUAUUCUAAUUUCCUUACCCCACCCCACCCUCAGGAUCUAGCUUCAUGCCAGCAUUUAACAAAGGUUGUUCAGAAUUUAAUUCUCAAGGGUACCAUUAAAUGAGGAGAUCCUUAUCCUUCUCAUCUAUAAUUUUAUUUAGGGCUGUUUGUGGUUCUGAUGCCCAGUAAAUGAUUUAUCAUCUCUCAAUCACUUACUUGUUGUUCCCAAGUUUACCAUGGACUUGUACUUAACUCUUCAUUGGGUUUUCCUUCCAGGUUUGUGGAUCACGAAAGUCAAUGUGUUGGAUGCAUAUUUCUUUAUUAAUAUCUCCCCGGCAUACUGAUAUUUCAGUUUUAGGCAUUUGGCUCCCUAUGUGUUCUAUCGAGUUCUCUGAUCAUUUGCUUGACUGCUUCAUUCCCAGGGCCUUCAUUUCCACCAUUACAUGGAUGACUGACUCCUGCUGGCAUCCUCACGGACCGAUUCUGCUUUCCAUACCCAGUUUCUUCUUUGGGAAGCUGCCAGGAUUGGUUGGUUCAUCAAGGUGGAGAAGACAUUCCUCACACCUAUCCAAUUUCUGGUUCAUCUUGGUAUGUUUAUCAAUUCACUUCUCCACUUGAGUAAAAAUAUGAAUCAUUUCAUUUGCAAAGUCUCUUCCUCACCUUCUCCUACUGCACGUGAGGUUCUAUCUCUUUUGGGGACAUGGGCUUCUCUUGAAGCCCUGAUUCCUCCUGGUCGGACCCACAUGCACCAUCUUCAGUGGACUUUAAUCGACCAAUGGAGCUUUGUUUGGGAUCACUUGAAUGCUUUUCUUGCCCUUCCCUCUCCACUACUGACAGACUUUGCCUAGUGGCUGGAUCGGACCAAUACUACCAUGGUGGUUUCUCUUUCUUCUCCUCUUUCAGAUUUUCACCUUUUUAAGGAUGCUUCCAUUUCUGGUUGGGGAGCGUAUCUUGACUGCCCAGAGGUUUUGGGAUGGUGGACUCUUACUGAACCUGCUCUACAUAUCUUGGAGCUUCUUGCUGUUUAGCAAACUGGUUCUUCAGAGACAGGUGGUGAUGAUUCACUCAGACAAUUCAAUGGUGGUACCAGGCAUGGAGGUACUCGGUUGUGGGACCUUUGUUUUCAAACUUUGGAUCUUCAUUAUUUGGCCCACAGUCAUCAAAUUACUUUGCUGGAGUGUCAUAUUCCAUGUUACCUGAAUCUGGUUGUGGAUCCAUUAUCCUGACCUGACAAGGUUCUAUUGACAGAUUGGUCAUUAGAUUCCAUCGUAUUUCAGGAUUUGUGUGCUCAUUGGGGUGUUUCUGUUUCGAACACAUUUGUGUCUCCUCUCAAUACACAACUUCCCCAUUUUUGGUCACCUCUUCCUCCUCCACAGGCAGAUGAAGUGGAUGCUCUAAGCUAGAAUUGGACCGAUUGUUACCUAUAUGUUUAUCCUUUUAUUCGGCUUCUUCCUUGUGUCCUUUUAAUAGUUCUGACCACUUCUUGUUGAGUUCUGUUGGUGGCACCAUAUUGGCCUGCUCAGACACGGUUUCCACUUCUACGAUGGCAGUUGGUGUCACUACCCAUUCCUCUCACUUUGUUUCCCACACUGUCAUGCCAGCCCCUCUAACAUCUUCAUGCUUCUCUUCCAUAUUUGAACCUCAAUGUUGUCCUUCAUGCUCUUGUUCAUCCUUCAUUUGAACCUUUGUUGUCUUGCUUGUUAUAACACCUUUCAUUAAAUUACUUGUUUCUAUUAUUAUUGGCAGAUGGUUGCCAUUGUUCCGGCAUUUUUGCAAUUGAUGUUCAUCAGGUUUCCUUUUCUUUCCCUUCCCUCCAUCUCCCAACUUUAUGACCAUUCAGAUACUGAUUGCCUCCUUUUCCCAGUCAGAACCCAUGCACUGCUCCCUUCCAUAAUUCCCACAUCCAUUUGUUUUUGCAUUGGAAUCCUACCAUUUACUCCAAUUACUCUUAUGGGUUGGACUCACCAGGUUCUUCACUUGCUGGAUUCUUCCUUUUCACUGGAUGGUCAUUGCUUUUUUUGACGUUUUUCCCACCAGAUCCAUCAUUGACCAUGUCCCUGGCUGCUCAUUUCCACCUUCCUUUGGAGGACAUCAUCAGUGCAGAUACUUGGACUAUACCACAUACCUUUACAUCUCACUACCUACAUCAUGUGGCCAUUUCAUGCUCUUUGUUUUCUGCUUACCUCCAGUUGCCAUUUUGCACACCUCUGUUUCUUUGUGACUGGUAAGUGAUCAGUUUCUUUUCCUCUACAGGGGCCUCUUCCUCAUUGGUUAUGGAUCCUGCUCUGUGAUGAGUGGUGCCUGACCAGGUGUACUUAGACUCAAAUCUGCACUGUCCAUCCUGUGAUCAUGCUAGAUGACUAUAACGAUGAGGCUCUUCCUACUGUGGACCUGAUGCACAAUUCCAGAUGUCAUCAGGUGUUGGUUAAUCGACUUUGUCCAAUUGUCAUCUAUGCAUUGAUGUCAACAAUUCAUACGUGACAAAUCAUUACAUGUCGCAUGAGUUACUCACACCUUAGAGAUGGAGUGUUCCAUGGGACCAAUCGUAGUUAUAUUAUUUGCUUCAUAAAUAUGUUCAUUCUAGACCGUACACUCAUGGACUUACCUAGGUAAAGCAGACAAGGAUAACUGCCCUACCACAGACCUGAUGUACAAUUCCAGAUACCACAAGAUGUUCUUUGAUUGACACUAUCAACAUGGUAGCUCUGCUUUUCAAGAUAGGGUAUCACAAUCACCCAUUACACUGUAUCUGGUGCUGUGGCCCUAUGGACUCUCCAAUGCACUUUCCUCCCUUUAUUUGAGUGGAGUAUGAAAGUCCUUGCCACUUACUAGUUCCAAGUUGCUGGGAUCUCCUCCUGAGGGUACAUAAUACCAUUCAGUUUGAGUUGGAUGGUGGCAUUCUGCUAGUGUCAUUGGUGUGACACCCUUUCUACUGCGGACCUGAUGGGCAAUUCCAGAAGCUGCCGGGUGUUGGUUAUAGCACUCUGCCAUGUCUAUUUAGAUAUUGCAGUUUGCCCCUAUGACUGAGGCAUUCCUCCUUCCUACCAUUCUCCAGAUGUCAGUUCCUGGUGGAUCAGGUGUUGGUUGGAGAAGGUCCAGCCACAUAAGUCCUCACAUGUAUAUGGCUGGUACACUCCUCCUACUGUAGACUGGACAAUAAUUUUCCAAUGACCCCAGGUUUUAGUCUGAAGAUGCAACCCCAAAUUGUGGUCCCUCUUCCUUCCUAUAUUGCAGUUCCCAGUGAAUUUGGUGUUGGUUGGAAGCUGGACAAGACACAUGAAUUUCCACAUGCAUAAGGCUGGGUUUCCUAUUCCUACCACAAACUGGAUGACGUUCCCAAUGCCUCCAUGUUUUGGACCGGAGAUGAAUGUCUCCUGAGCUCUCCAUACUUCCUACCAUCUGCUAGAUGUUGGUUUCCGGUGGAUCAGGUGUUGGAAAUUUGCACGUGGAGAUGGGUUCUUGGUAAGGGAACUCGUCUUCCCUCCAAGUACCCAUUUUUGAGGUGAGAGGUAGAGGACCCUCUUCCUACCGUGGGCCUGAUGUACAAUUCCAGAUACCACUAGGUGUUGAUUGAGAUUGAACUCCCAUUUACGGUCUGUCACGCCCUAUCCACUCAACACCUGGGAGUUCCCUUUCCUGCUGAAAUUUUUUGGGGCCCCUCCAUGUUUCCACCCUUUAUGUUUUGGUGAUACAUUCCUGAAGGACAAAGAGUAUACCUGGCUCAGAAGUGGUGCAGUCUCCCACUGGUUUGUUGUUUUUAAUUCCUUACCACACCUCAUGGUCUUUCUUUAGGCACUUUCUAAAGGAGGAUUGUAUUCUUAUUGGUAACAUAUUAUAUCGGAAGUUAACAUUUUCCUAAACUGACAUUUCCCACAUGUCCUCCCCAAUUCCGAUGUAUUGGUUAAUUUGGUCAAGACCAAUCAUGAAGUGAUUAACAGGUGCAUUAUUAGAGAGUGUGCUAGUUAUGAUAGUGGUAGUGUUGCACUCCUAUUAGUGGAUGGUUGUUGCAUGAUCAUUUGCAUACAGAUAUGCAAAAAAAGAAGUGGAAGAUACAGGGCUAGUGGUGAGGCAAAAAGUGUGCACUGUUAGAGGGCAGUAUUAAUCGAGAAAGCUUUUCCUGAGAGGAGGUAAGUAUUUAUCAGAAGUACAUAUUCAAUUUAGGAAAAUGUUAACUUGAAAAAAAAUUAAAUGCUUUGGUUUUUGCAAUUACAGUUGCAAAGUUAUAAAUUGUCUUUAAACAAUAUUGAACAGCUAUGUUUACUAUAAUUAGUAAAUUGUUAUUGUUUAUACUGAAGAAAUAUUCUGUCUGGUAUUGUUUAUACUCAAUAACUAUUCUGUCUGGUGUUGUUUAUGCACAAGAAAUGUAUUAUCUUUUAUUGCUUAUACACAAGAAAUAUACUGUAAUUUUUAUUAUUACUAUUUUUCAUGCCAUAUUUGUACUACAAAAUAUGAUGUAAUACAGGAUAUAAUCAAUGUGAUGAGGGAAAGUUUAUUUUAUUCAAGAUAUAAUAAAUAUAUCAAAAGGUUGAACAGUAAAAGAUUAGAAAAUUAUAGGUAUAAACAAGAUAUAGUAUAGGUAAAAUAAACUGAGAUUCUAAAUUAUAGACAGUAAAGAUUAAAUAAAACAUAUAUCAAAAGCAUUAAAUAGUAAAGUAAAAAAACAAAAACAGUAUAAGUUCAAAACAAUGGACUGAAAAAUGAAACACUAAAUUCUAAGCAUUAGGCUGUAAAAGAACAAUGUAGCAGUACUAAACACUAGACUGCAAUUUACAUUUAUUCACAUCAAUAAGUAAGAAUGAAAUCCAAGCUUGGAGGUUUAUUGGACAGUAUUUAACUUCAUUUGAGAAUCAUAAAACGUUUAUUUUAUUGCUUAAUGGCAAACUGAAAGCUGUAGGACAUUACUGUCAUUUAGAAUCUUUCUUUGAACAGUGGUUACUGUAAAAACAGUAACUGAAAAAAAAGACUAGGCUUUGCUCCUGAUAUGUGCACUAGAACCUGAUAGUUGUGUAGAA